Molecule: messenger RNA, 653 nt
Organism: Fusarium graminearum PH-1
Lineage: Eukaryota; Fungi; Ascomycota; Sordariomycetes; Hypocreales; Nectriaceae
Exons: 2
Coding region: 155-547 (130 amino acids)
Source: RefSeq, a predicted model, not a curated record
AGUUCGAUACUCAACAAGCAAUUUCAACCUACCUACUAUCUUCAAUUCUUUUCUCUUCCGCUGGUCGGCUGGUCUACUUUCACAUCUCACAUCUUCUUUACUACAACCAACCAACCAAACAAACAACCUCUUCUUCACCUUCAACAAAUUCAAGAUGCAGUUCUCUCUCGCCACCCUUGUUUUCGGCCUCGCUGCCAUUGCCUCUGCUGGCACCCUGGACGUUGAGGGUGUUCGCAACGCUCCUCGCAGCGCUGUCAACGUCCGUCGCCAGAACGACAACCGACCUGUUCCCAACGGAGCAUGCUGUGUUGCCAACACCAGCUUGAAGCAGGAUACUUGCACUGCUGCCAACGGCCAGACCGGUCGCUGCGUGCCUGGUGGAAACAACUGCGGCUCUUCUCUAAGCUGUGUUGCGCAGUCCAACCUCGAGUGCGAUAACAACGUCAUUGAGCGUGGAAGCUCCCUUUGCCGUGCCAAGGCUGGCAACGGCGGUCUCUUUGACGGCGCCAACAUUAUCCAGAACCUUGGACAGGCCAAAGUCAACUAAGGGUCUAUUAGUUGAAGUGAUUUUGGGGGAUAUGUAAAGUAGCUGUGGGAUAUGAAAUAGAUCUACCGGGUCUGGAUAGUAGGUAGUUGAAAUAUAUAAUAACCUC